UCUCAUCUCACUUAACGUCACAACCAUCUCUCAACGCGUCUCUAAACCAAACAUCGUCAUUCAUUAGCUGCUCCCAGCCAAAAAAGAAAAAAAGGAAAAUGGCGACACGCGUGAUUCCAGGGCGCAGUUUCACGCUGCGAGGCGUUGUAGCUGGUCUCGCAGUUGGCACCAUCAUCUGCUUCUCCAAUAUGUACUUUGGCUUGCAGACAGGAUGGGUUUCCAUCAUGUCAAUGCCUGCGAGUCUCAUGGGCUUUGGUAUUUUCAGGCUCCUUGCACCGCAUCUGAGGUUUCCAUUUUCUCCUGUUGAGAACGUAUUGCUCCAGAGCGUAGCUUGUGGCAUGGCUAUUAUGCCACUUGGAUGCGGCUUCGUUGGUGUUAUCCCGGCAUUGAACUAUCUUUUGGCUCAAGAUGAGCAAGGCCCGAUCAAUCUGAGUACCUGGCAGCUCAUCAUCUGGUCUUUGGGACUCUGCUACUUUGGCGUCGUCUUUGCUGUUCCCCUACGUAAGCAAGUCAUCAUCCGAGAGCGCCUCAAAUUUCCCAGUGGAUUCAGUACGGCCGUACUGAUCUCAGUAUUGCACGGACAAGGUCGCCAAUCGACAAAAGACGAGCUUGACGCUGCUGCUAAAGGCGGCUUUGCAAGCCUCGUUCCUCGUGACGAGCCUCUUCAACCAGACGCCAUUGGCCGAGCUGCUACGGAUCAGGAGCAUCAACAGAGUGCUGGAGAUGACGUGUCGGACAAAGGAGACUGGGCAGCCAAUAUCAAACUGUUACUUUUGUGUUUUGGCGGCUCUGGGCUUUAUACUCUGGCGACAUAUUUUUUCCCUAUACUGCGCAACUUGCCAAUCUUUGGUUCUGCCGCAGCUCACACAUGGCUCUGGACAUUCAACCCCAGCUUUGCUUAUAUCGGCCAGGGAAUCAUCAUGGGGACCGAAACGACGCUGCAUAUGCUUCUUGGUGCUGUAGUUGGCUGGGGAAUCCUCAGUCCUCUGGCCAAAUCUCGGGGAUGGGCGCCUGGAGAUGUUGAUGAUUGGGAACGUGGUAGCAAGGGAUGGAUCAUUUGGAUCUCGCUGGCUAUUAUGCUAGCGGAUGCAAUCGUCAGCCUUGCUUACGUUGCCCUCCGCGGAAUCUUUACCAGCCAAAAGGUUACUGGGAUUAUGUCUUCCCUACGUCAGAGAGUACAGGAACAUGGCGUCUCUGGCCUGUGGAAGAACCCGAGCCAUGACUAUUCACCACUCUUGAGUAACGAGACUGAGCCUGCUCAGAGGUGCUAUGGAGCUGAUGAAUAUGCCCCUAUCCAAGAUGAUGAUGAGGAGGAUGCUCCUCCGCACCAGCGCAUUGGGCCCCGUAUGGUAACGAUCGGCCUUCUUGCUUCGAUAGCUCUGUGCGUCCUCACUAUUCAUUUGGUCUUUGGUGACCUUGUACCGCUCUAUGCCACCACCAUUGCUGUUCUCAUGGCUCUAGUGUUAAGCAUCAUGGGAGUUAGGGCGCUGGGUGAGACGGAUUUGAACCCCGUAUCUGGCAUUAGCAAACUUGCGCAGCUAUUCUUUGCCUUUAUCAUCCCUCAGACUCACAAGUCCAGUGUCUUGAUCAACCUGAUCGCUGGUGCGGUAUCCGAAGCUGGUGCUUUACAAGCUGGCGAUCUCAUGCAGGACCUGAAAACUGGGCACUUACUGGGAGCAGCUCCGAAAGCCCAAUUCUGGGGUCAAGUCAUUGGAGCAAGCGUCGGUGCUGUUCUGAGUGCAUUCAUCUACCGUGUCUACACGAGCGUAUAUAUGAUUCCUGGUGAUCUCUUCCAGGUACCAACCGCCUACGUCUGGAUAUUCACUGCAAGGCUUGUCACAGGUUCUGGGCUACCAUAUCGCGUCAAGGAAUGGGCCAUUGGAACUGCGGUUCUAUUCGCAGUUGCCACUAUCACCAGAACGCUCGCUAUCGGUAAGAGAUGGCGACCUCUGAUUCCUGGUGGCAUUGCUGUCGCCGUUGGCAUGUAUAACGUCCCAUCUUUCACGCUGGCUCGAACCGUUGGCGGUCUGUUUGCAUGGUACUGGACUCAUAUCGCGCGACGGACGCAGACCCCUCUAAUCAUCCUUGCUUCAGGAUUCAUUCUUGGCGAGGGUUUCCUGAGCAUUGUAAACCUCUUGCUGCAAGGCCUGGAUGUUCCUCAUCUGUGACUGCAUCACAUACCAUAUUCCACCCGUGGAGACACCAUCUUCUCAGACUUUGCUGGCCGCGUACAAGCUGAUAAAAGAUGCGUCUAUUUCAGUUGCCAUGAGUGCUUCCUUGAACCACCCUCAGAAUCUGUCCAAGAAGCCCUGAGAACCAGCGCUCGGGCAUUGUCAUCAGCUGCCGCAAAAACGAUAUCUCCGGAGAGACUCUGGGGCGACUUGGCAGAUGAUUUGGCCUCUGGAGGAGCGAGAAGAAGGCCCUGCUUCCAGUGUGUGACAGUACCAGAAGGGCCGGUAGUGAACGCGACGCCUCCAUGGUCUUUCUUGUCCCAGGUCUCUGGUGUUGUCUCGGCAGGGGGCACUGGGUCGCUUCUGGAUGUCGUGAAGAAGUUGUCGAACCAAAUGAGGAACCCGUCAACAUUUUCGACAUCACGGGUGAGUUUCGACGACCACGUGGCGCUGAACUGAAGAUCCUCGGUCUUGACGGUAUGGAGAUCAAGCACCUUGAAGGGGUAGGGUUCACCACAGACAGAACUUUGUGGCAUGGCCUCGACACGGGCCUCUUCGUAGAUACCUUCUUGCAUAGUCUUCAUAUCAAAGCCGUAAACGUCUCUCCAGAAAGAGAUGUGGUCUGAAACAUACUCGGGGUCUGCGAUGGGGGCAAUCCAGAUUGUGGCAGAGCUGGGCGCGAGAAUACCAUCAGGCUUCAGGUAACGGUCUCGAGCAUACAAGACACUUGGAAGCAUAGCCUCAUAGAGAAGACAGUAGCCCAUCCACUCGCUGACAAUAAUAUCGACCUGGUCUACAGGCAGCUUGACAUCCUCGAUGGCGCCCUUGAGAGUUGUGAUAACAUCGGACAGACCGUUGUGGAAAAUGUUCUCCCUAGC
Fusarium odoratissimum NRRL 54006 is the source of this 3049-nucleotide messenger RNA. RefSeq lists its product as uncharacterized. The transcript is spliced from 7 exons. Gene Ontology annotation, molecular function: oligopeptide transmembrane transporter activity. NCBI's taxonomy places the organism in Eukaryota, Fungi, Ascomycota, Sordariomycetes, Hypocreales, Nectriaceae. Gene Ontology annotation, cellular component: fungal-type vacuole membrane. The coding region runs from base 99 to 2168 and encodes 689 amino acids. The record is from RefSeq and is a predicted model, not a curated record.